Messenger RNA from Moneuplotes crassus, 2101 nucleotides. Lineage: Eukaryota; Ciliophora; Spirotrichea; Euplotida; Euplotidae. The record is from the annotation of a GenBank genome assembly.
UGGCAACUCCUGAAAAUAGUAUGUCCCUACUUGUCUAACCCCUGGUAUAGACAUCGUACUCAAAAUAGUAAACAAAUUUGACCUCGGUGAACAACUUAAGAGAUUAAAAUACAAUACAGAGAUCGAAGGUAGAACUUACUAUGAAAUCCAGCUCCGUUAUUUACUCUUAUGGAUCCUCUACACACAAAAUUGGACAUUUAGUAAGCUCCAGAAAGUGAUUGGAACGAUAAAACUAGAAGUGGAAAGGUACCAAGAAAAGCAUCCAGAGUUAAGCUUUGAUCAAAUUUCAGAUAAGAUAGAAGACAUUUCUGACAUGCUUCCAUAUCUCUCUAACAAUGGGGAGCUCAGUUCUUUCGUUGAUUACGCUGAGCUGUUUCCUGAUGUGACUGAUGAUACCAUUGAGCAAGUCUAUUUAGACCAGCUGCCUGACCAAGAAACGAUCAGUAAUAUCAAAGAGCAUCUAGCCACCAUCCAAGCCAUUGCAAAGGAGUGGCAGCAGGAUUGAGCGAUCAGGCCGUACGGGUCGAUAUCGAACGGAUUUUUGCUAAAAGGAACAAGCGAUAUUGAUCUGGAAUUGUAGACUAGUGUUGAAUUAUUAUGGACAAUUAUAUUUACUCAUUUCUAAGAUAUGAUAAGCAAAAGUUAAACAAGGUAGAAGACAGAAAACAGAAAAAUCUAUUUUAUGACAAUUAUGGAGUCAAGAGAAUAUAAUUUAUUUUACUUGAUUCCCAUUUCUUUAGAAUUCAAAGAUAUAUAAUUUUAAUGAGCAUUCUUGAUACUCCUUAAUUCUUAGAUUAUUUAAAAAAUAAAUCGAACCAAAUUGAUCUGGCUUGAAUUUUAACAAACAAUUGAAUGACUCAUCCAUAUUGAUAUUCUGAUGAAUUAAGAGGAAUGCUUGAUAAGUAAAUAUGGACCAAAUAUAUGGGAAAACAACUCGUUCAGAAGAAUUCCUUUACUUCAAGCUACUUUAGCUGAUGAUACAGAAAUUGAAAUAACUUUCAAUAAUAUUACAGGACUUCUAAAUAGUGAAUAUGUUCGUACCUUGGCUGAAAUCGAUUCUAGAUUUCAUAAACUUGGAUACUUCAUCAAACACUUUGUCAGUUCCAGGCAAAUCUUCGACUCAGACACAAAGAAACUCAACUCGUUCAGUCUGAUCUGAAUGCUGAUUGUGUUUCUGCAGGACAAGUGCUCUCCUCCAGUGUUGCCUAGGAUCAUCAACAUGGGUUCUUCGGUAGAAGGCAAAGAAUUAAUUUCUCCAUCAUACAUCACAGUCGGAGAUGGGUCACAAAACCCAAACAAUUAUGAUUACAAAGUACUAGAAUCCAACCUUGACUUUAACUUUGAAUAUGAUCAUGAAGAGAUUCAGUCCUUCAUGAAACUUGAAGUUAACCAAGACUCAGUCUCCGAACUGUUUAAAUAAGUUCGUACAUUUUUACUUCGGAGGAGGAGGGUUUGAUCCCAUUCACGAUGUAGUCAACACACGAGAAGGAAAGAUCCAGAAGAUCAGAAGUUUGGGAUCAAUUCUUGAUAAAAGAGUCAAGAAAAAGCUAGACGAAGCAUUUAUUGCUGUCCUGGAUCCAUUUGACAUGUCUUAUUGCCCAUCAUCUAAUUUUGAGCUGUAUUCCUGGACUCGCAAAAAAUCUAUGAUUAAGAAAAUGGUUCAAUUCAUAAGAUAAGUUUCUUAUAAUAUCUGUCAAUAUCUUUGGUCCUCUUUUUAACCCUUAUAAUUUUUAGUCUAAUGUAGAAACAACAUUAUUAAAGGUCAACUCCAUGAACCUUUGAUUCAUAAUGUUGGCUUUAGUCUGAAAUUUCAUGGUGCAAACCAACAGUUAGAUCCAAUGCUGGGUUACUAGCCUAAAGGUCAAAUCACCAGUGGAAAUAAAAGUAUUCAUGGACAUGAAGUGAUAGGAUCUAAUCGUAAGGUUUCCAGGUCAAAGACCGGAUUGUCCAACAUGAUCUAGCAUUAUAAACACCCGCCCACCUACUGUUCCGUAUACCAGUGGCUAGUCUUACUGAGGUUCGGUUGAUUUCUCACCUUAGAAUUCCCAGUUUUCAAUUCAUUUGUCCUAUUGCACUUAAUACCUACAGCCACCCAUUUCUU